UGGAGCAGCUGGCAAUGCCAGACGCCUGCCUGGGGGCGGACCGAGCGGCCAGCUGCCUCACUGGAGUCCGCAGCACCGGGUCCCUGGCCCUCGGCGGCUCUCCGCGGGGCAGCUGCCUCCUGCUCCUCUGGCCAUGCGGUGGCUGUGGCCGCUGGCCGUCGCUCUCACUGUGGUGUCGGCCACGGGUGGUCACCGAACCAGAGUCCCGGAGCAGGCAGGCCGGCCCAGGAGAGGCACCGAGGAUGAGGAGGCCAAGGGGGUGCAGCAGUACGUGCCCGAGGAGUGGGUUGAGUUCCCCCGGCCCAUCCGCCCUGCUGGCCUGCAGCCCACCGGGCCCUCGGUGGCCACCAGCCGCGCCCCAGGCGGGGAUGGGGACGCCCCAGGUGGCGGGCCGGAGCCAUGGGGCCGUGUGACGGGGGCGCCAGGCCAGAGGCUGCAGAUGCAGAACCCCCUGUACCCGGUGACGGAAGGCUCCUAUGGCGCCUACGCAGUCCUGCUGCUGGCACUGCUGGUGUUCGCCGUGGGCAUCGUGGGCAACCUGGCCGUCAUGUGCGUCGUGUGGCACAGCUACUACCUGAAGAGCGCCUGGAAUGCCAUCCUGGCCAGCCUGGCCCUCUGGGACUUCCUGGUGCUCUUCUUCUGCCUGCCCAUCGUGGUCUUCGACGAGCUCACCAAGCAGAGGCUGCUGGGGGACGUCUCCUGCCGGGCGGUGCCCUUCCUGGAGGUCUGCUCUCUGGGCGUCACCACCUUCAGCCUCUGCGCCCUGGGCAUCGACCGCUUCCACGUGGCCACCAGCACGCUGCCCAAGCUGCGGCCCAUCGAGCGGUGCCAGUCCAUCCUGGCCAAGCUGGCCGUCAUCUGGGUGGGCUCCGUGACGCUGGCCGCGCCUGAGCUGCUGCUGUGGCAGCUGGUGCAGGAGCCGGGCCCCGCCGCGGGCACGGUGGACACGUGCGUCAUGAAGCCCUCGGCCAGCCUGCCCGAGUCCCUCUACUCGCUGGUGAUGACCUACCAGAACGCCCGCAUGUGGUGGUACUUCGGCUGCUACUUCUGCCUGCCCGUCCUCUUCACGGUCACCUGCCAGCUGGUGACGUGGCGCGUGCGGGGCCCGCCGGCGAGGAAGCCGGAGUGCCGGGCCGGCAAGCACGAGCCGUGUGAGCGCCAGCUGAACGGCACGGUGGUGGGCCUGACCGCCGUCUACGCCCUGUGCACGCUGCCCGAGAACAUCUGCAACGUGGUGCUGGCCUACCUGUCCCCCCAGCUGGCCCGCCACACCCUGGGCCUGCUGGGCCUGGUCGCCCAGUUCUCCGCCUUCUUCAAGGCCGCCGCCACCCCGGUGCUGCUGCUAUGUGUCUCCCGGCCGCUGGGCCAGGCCUUCCUGGACUGCUGCUGCUGCUGCUGCGCCGCCUGCUGCGAGGCCUGUGCCGGGCCCCCCGAGCCCGCAGCCGCCCCCGGCGCGGACAGCAAGCUCAAGACGGAGAUGUCCUCCUCCUCCAUCUACUUCCACCAGCCCAGGGAGUCGCCCCCGCUCCUGCCCCUGGGCACGCCCUGCUGAGGCCAGGCUCCAGGGGGCGCCAGGGGAGGGGCCAGAGGGCCUCCAGUCCCCAGGGGGCUGGCCUUUCUGCCCGUCCUGCCCGCCAGAGGAGGACUGGGUCCCUUGUACUGAGGUCUGGGCACGUCCAAGCCCCCUCCCCCAGUGGAGCCGUCCUGUCCUCAACACCGGAGAUGCUUGCAGGUCCUUAGCGCUGCCCUUCCGGAAACGCAGUCCCACAUGCUGGGGGCCAGGCAUGCGGCUCCUUCCUGUCUCACCCCUCUGCCUGCGAGCCCCACGCCCACCAGACGUGCCCCCUCUGAGUCUCCUCUGCCCACCUUCCCAUCCUGGAGCAGGGACCAGCCCCACUCGGCUCUUCUCUGCACCCGAUCCACCCCAGACUGGACCUUCCUCUGAGAACUGAUGGCGCCAUCAGUUCUUCCAGAAGCUUCUCUUUCCUUCCUCCUCCUCCUCCUUCGACACAUCCCAGGCCUCCCUGUCCCCAUGUCCCCUGUUCGAUACUCCCCCAUAGCAGCCUUCCACAGAAAACAAUAAACUAGGUAG
Messenger RNA from Artibeus jamaicensis (Jamaican fruit-eating bat), 2092 nucleotides. RefSeq names its product G protein-coupled receptor 37 like 1 (gene GPR37L1). Gene Ontology annotation, cellular component: plasma membrane; signaling receptor complex. The record is from RefSeq and is a predicted model, not a curated record. Gene Ontology annotation, biological process: positive regulation of MAPK cascade; adenylate cyclase-inhibiting G protein-coupled receptor signaling pathway. Gene Ontology annotation, molecular function: G protein-coupled peptide receptor activity. The transcript has 2 exons. NCBI's taxonomy places the organism in Eukaryota, Metazoa, Chordata, Mammalia, Chiroptera, Phyllostomidae. Bases 134 to 1552 code for a protein of 472 amino acids.